UGCGAAUGCUGUAUGUAAUGUUGGAUCAUUUCGUCGUUUCAGAUGGACAUGGUUGUGUGGGUAAUUCAUCCAAUACGCCGCAUUUGUCGACGUUUCUUCUAGGAAGAUCGCAAUGGACACUCGCCGCAAUCCCGGAGAGCCUGGUAAGCUAGAGCUAUUGCUUCUGGAACGUGGCUUUCGGCGAGACCUGGACCUGGACCAUGCCAUAGAUCGGUGGUCUUCGACUGCAUUGGUCCCUCCAGUCCAUGACAACCCCUGUCGUUGGAUUCUAUUUUGCGGAUCUUUCAGGAAGCAGGGUCAUAUUUGCUCCGCAUGCAUACUAAGCAUGUGUGUAUGCCCCUCACAAUAGAUUCUCGAGGUCGAUGGUGGUGGCGCGUAGCUAGUCUUGGUUCUGUAGCAUCUGGCGGCUGGGUUCUUGUGAGCGAAUUUUCCUCGUAAUCUUCCUUGAGGCUUCUCACAACUGUGAAUCCUCUGUGAAGUUUGCUUCAAUAUCAUCUCGCAAUUGUGGAUCUACUGCAGUUCUGUUUCGCCCUUGGGUUAUCCUUCAAGAUAUUACAGGCUGGAGACAGGGAAGUGUGUCUUGAUGUUAGAUACAUUAGUGUAUGCCUCGCGCAGUUCGUGCAAUUUGGGGUAGGCGGUGUUUUCUGGAUCUCAGUUGACGGGAAGGAUCCUUCGAGUCACUUGCUGCUGGGGUGAGUUUUCCCCCUCAGCCGUUUCAAAGACAUUUGAGUAGUUUUAGAGAAAAGGCCUUGUCUGUGCGUGCGAGGUUACACGUGACAGCGAUUCGUUGCCGGUACGCAGCUGAAAAUUUGACAGGGAAGCUCGUCGUUUCGUUCCGCAUGUACCAGUGUACCCCCCUGACAGUGUACAUGCAUGGGGCAGCUUCUCGAGAGUUCUAAUGCACAGAAAGCGACCGCAUUUAAAAUAUGAAGACGAGCUGAACCUCUCCGUAAAGCUUGCAAGAUGUGGUUAAAACAUUCAAAUUACUGCUGCAUCGGCUUGUUCCGUCUGAGGAGCUCGCUUUCUCAUAAGAACAACAGCGCCGCCCAGACUGCGAUCAAACCUAUCAGUUUCUGCUUCUGAGUGUAUCAGACAUCACAGCGCAUUUGGUACUUUUUUUCGAAUCACGCAAUUUGUCUUCCUCGGCGUCUCGUCUACUUGCUCUCAGAUAUGCGAACGACAGCAAGCGUGGGAGUACCUCAAUGAAGGGAAAGAUCUUUUCGGGGGUUGGGCAGAAAUGAUGAGUAUUUGGUAAUCCGUCACCCAUUCUAAACGAUCCAUGGUAUGCAGUUCAAUCAGUAUCGUAAUCGUGAGGCUGAAGUGCACAAUACCAGGCGUGUUAGUACUUGACGUUAUGGAUAGAAAGAUGGGUGACAAGUAUACAACUCGAAGCGGGAUCGCGAAGGGGCCUCUUAGCACCGCGAGGUUGAAGAUCUUGGUACCGUUCUGUCUGAUGGUGUUCGUCGCAUGGAAUUCCUCGUCGAUGGUGCCCUUUGGCCGUUCGAGCAGUGGGCCGACCUAUGGCAUGCCGGUUCCAGAGUACGAAUCCCUAGGUGUUAACACGAUGCAACGGCACAAGAAAAGCAGUGGAGCCCUGGAUGGACUAGUUGAUGUCGGUCUAGCUCGGUUCCACCCGCGCACAGACGUAGUUACAAAUCAGUUUGACAUCUCCAUGACCUUCAAGCCCACAUCUCAAGUACACGACGAGCCCAACAGUGUACACCCAUCAAUUAACAAUGGUGCGCAGUUUAAAAUUGAAAUCACCUCAGAUGAAGAAGAUAAAGUGGUAAUUGCACAAUCCAAGUACGACGAAGGUGGGAGAGAACAUGACUCAACGCAAUCUAAAGAUUGCCGAAAAGAAGACUCUGGAGCGAUUGCGCAGCACGGAGCAGAUGGAAAUGCGCAGACCACUGCAGAGUCUAAUCAACCAGAUCGAAAUGAGGGAUCUUCUGUGGCACCUGAUACCAUCACUGGCAACCUCAGCUCUCCUGUCAACAUAGCUGCAAUGGAGAUUUUUGAUGAGAUUAGGUCAAGGUCGUUGCCGUACGCAACCACGAUUUCUGAACGAUCUGAAGACUCAUGUCAAGGGAAGUACGUGUAUGUCUAUGAUCUUCCCCCGGAGUUUAAUGUGCAUCUUACCGAAAGAUGCGACUCCAUGAUUCCAUGGUUCAAUCUCUGCGACUUCUUCGCGGAUUCGGGAAUUGGUAAACCUGUAAACUCAAUGGAUAACGGCACCCAAAUCUUCCUCCCCGCUGAUCGUUGGUUCAGCACACAUCAGUACGCUCUGGAACUUGUCUCACAUGCUCGAAUUAUGAAGUACAAGUGUCGCACCGAAGAUCCUAACCUCGCUAAUUUGUUUUACAUCCCUUACUAUGGCGGUCUAGAUGUGAUUCGGUGGCACUUUGACUUAAACGCUACGAACACCAACCGUGAUGCCUUGGGCUGGAAGCUUGUGCGAUGGCUUGAGAAACAGCCAUCCUGGAGACGACGAGGAGGGCUCGACCAUUUGCUAGUGUUGGGAAAAAUAUCUUGGGAUUUCCGGCGUCAGUUGCGUGGCAACUGGGGAAGCAGGUUGUUGGAGUUUCCUGAAAUUCAAAAUAUGAUGAGGGUUAUGAUUGAGCGCAACCCCUGGAGCAAGAACGACAUCGGAGUGCCUCACCCGACGUACUUUCACCCGAAGUCGGCUUCCGAUAUCGACACUUGGCUGCAGCAUGUGAAAUCGCAGGAACGAACCAGUCUUGUUGCUUUCGUCGGGAAAGAGCGCCGCAAUGACCCUACGAACGUACGAAGCGCACUCGUGCGGCAAUGUCGAGGUGCAUCCUCAGAGGCCGUGUGCCGCUUCGUUGAAUGCAAGAAAGAUCUCUGUCAGCAUCCUGUUUUCGUGACCAAGACCUUCGUGACGAGUCAAUUCUGCAUGCAGCCGGUUGGAGAUUCCCCCACUCGGCGUUCAGUCUUCGACUCGUUGAUCGCAGGCUGCAUUCCUGUGUUGUUCCAUCCAGCAACUGCUUACCUCCAAUAUGCCUGGCACUUGCCUCGGAAUGAAUCUUCGUGGUCCGUGUAUAUAUCUGAGGACGAAGUGAGGGAGGGACGGGUUAAUGCUGUAGACGUCCUGAAAAAGAUUUCUACUGCUGAGAUGGAUGCAAUGCGGGAGACGAUUUUGAACACGGUGAUUCCAGGUUUGCUUUACAGCGCGCCUGGCAGUGAUGUCUCCCCUUACAAGGAUGCCUUUGACAUAACAAUUGAGCAGCUCUUACAUCACACUGCUCACCUUCCUGACUCAGAGGAGUUUGCGAAGGUUUGAGGCGCAAUUUUGAGUUAGUUCUUUAAAAGGACUCAACCACUGUCCUGCCCGCAAUUACGUAGCUAUGUGAGUAUUGAUCACCCGAUGAAAUUCGGGUCCAUCAGGUAGAUGAGUCUGCAGCUCUCCAAACAGAAUUUGAGGAAAUUAUACACAGCUGCUGGCCGAGGAUGUUUGAAGCAUCUUUUGAGCCGUUAGAGUUGAUCCUGGAAAGCUCUCAAUGCUGCUACCAGCUGACUACCUCCUAGUAUGAUAACCAACAGCCUAAUUUCGCUGUGGCAAUGACUAGAAGGCCAAUUUCCAGCUGCAAACCUUCGACAUAAUAUUGAAAUUACUGACAAUUCUUGCACGCUGGAACCUU
Molecule: messenger RNA, 3659 nt
Organism: Physcomitrium patens
Lineage: Eukaryota; Viridiplantae; Streptophyta; Bryopsida; Funariales; Funariaceae
Product: putative xyloglucan galactosyltransferase GT20
Molecular function (GO): glycosyltransferase activity
Source: RefSeq, a predicted model, not a curated record